Molecule: messenger RNA, 1913 nt
Organism: Trichobilharzia szidati
Lineage: Eukaryota; Metazoa; Platyhelminthes; Trematoda; Strigeidida; Schistosomatidae
Source: the annotation of a GenBank genome assembly
AUAUUAAAAAUUUGGAGGCAAUCGGCUGAUAGAAUUCAGUCUGCACCGAAGAAAGUACUAGACACGUCACACUAGUUACUAGUGUCGAAUCAAAAUAUUACCACAAUGUUAUAUAGUAUUAUUAAAGCAAUGUUCACUUAAUUUUCUCUCUUCUUUUUCAUGUUUUCGUCUUAAACUCUCUUUGCUUCAAAAUGAUGCUAUUUGAUUCACUUCCGAAAGCUAAUAGAAUAAAGACAUAAACACAUUUAUUUGUAUCAUUUAUGCAGGCACUCAGUGAAUAAUUCAAAUUGUGAUCAUUAUUUGACUGCAUAGCUUCACAAAAAUUGGUCGACAAAUGAAAACUAGAUACAUGUAAAAGUUAUGUUCGUCGCUCCUAUACUGUGUAAAACUAUUCCAUGAGGUUUUCAAGUGUUAUUUGAUGAGUGGUGACUCUCAGUUGAUUCUGAAUUGAAGCCAUAUCAGAGUGAAUAUAUCGCAAAAGCUAGAUCAUAUCAGUCUACGUAAAACCACUUAACAAGAAUUCACUGAACUUGUUUGCACAUCUAGUUGUAAACGAAUCAUAAAACUGGAGUAGUUGGUGAUUAGAAAUUAUGGCGAUGACAAUUCCGUGUCGUCUAUUACUGUUGCUAUAUUCUGAUUAUCUAUGCCUUUUUAUUUAGUAUCUUCAUCGUUACCAGUAUCUUCAUGUGGUUUGGCACAACAAAAGGAGUUACUCAGGGUAAUACAGACAUUACUCAAAAGAGUUCACUAACCUCAUCAACAGGACGAAUUGAAACAUCAGUAACAACAACAACAACAAUGAUGUCAUACAGGCAGGUGUCUACUGAUAGUACGACUGAUUCACAACCAGUAUCAACACAAGUAUCAUUAACGUCUAUGAAGACAAAUACAGUAUCAGAAGUUGCUACGUCUGCCUUGUCAAUCACGAAAACGUCAACAGAAGCGACUGAAGCAAUCACUGUCACACCAGUACUAAAUACUUCCACAAUCUUUGUUGGCAGAGUUUCAACAGUUUUUGAAGUUAAAGCAAUCAUGUAUAGUUUCGUGACGCAGAGGUAUCUUUCAUGGUCUGAUAACUACAGUGAUACAAAGUCAAGUGCUUAUAGUGAAUUAUCUAGAAACUAUUGUGGUCUGAUUUUAGAUAGCUUGAAUGCUGGGAAUUCACGAAUUUUCCAAGGCUCAACAUGUACCUCAGUUAUAUUCAAACGUAUCUCUGUAAAUCUCCGGUCAAAGAGACAAGUCAACAGUGUAUUAUCAGAUGGAGUACAAGCGAGUGGAUCCAUUGAAUCAAAAACUCUGUCUGCUUCACAGCUGGAUCAAUCACAAUUUUCGGAAGUAUUAAUCAGUGGUUACAAACAACUUAAUUUAUCCAGUGGUUAUAUUCUGAAUGGUAUUGAAUCAACACGUAUUUCACCAACUAUUACUUGUGAACAAACACAGUCAUUAUGUGGUCAGCAUGCAUCUUGUCGAAAUACUAAUACUGGUGUCACUUGCAGCUGUGAUCCCAUGUGGAAAGAUUCAAAUCCAGAUGAUCCUGGAAAAGAGUGUACACUGCAUCCAGGUACCAUCGCUUUAAUAGUAUUCGCUGCAAUCUUAUUACUUCUAGCUGUCGCCGCGAUAAUCUACUUUGUACUACGUACGGAAUCAGUUAAAAAGUUGAGAGUGAAACGAACCAUGUGAAUGAUCGAAGGGAUUCUUUUGCGAUUUCUAUGGGUUGUUUGUGAACAAAAAUCAUCUUAAGUGUGUCAGUAAGAGAGAUGAUUGAUUCAAUGAAAAUAUUAAUUAUAAAUUGGAAAACUUGUAAUAGAUUUUGAUGCGAAGAAAUAUUUUUAUCUUCUUAUCUUGUCUAUUAUACUUUCCUGUUUCUCUAACAUUGACAUUUUUUCAUUUAAUAAAGGUUAUUUAUAUCCGCA